AUGGCCUCUCCUCAAGAGGUGCCAACGCUGCCUGCCAGCGAAACAAAGCAGGCUCUCGAAAAGUCUGACUCCCAACCGACACCGUCAAUCAACCAUGCCGAACAUUCCAUCUUCGAAGAAGAAGAGCCCAAAGUUGCUUGGUCCACCAUUCUCGCCGUCUUCUUCAUGGGCUUGACCUAUAUCCCCGCCAUCGCGACAGCUUUCCUCAUGCCAACCCAAAUUAUCCAACAAAUUGGCAUGGCCUUGGGCGAUACGGAGAAUAUUGCUUGGAUUCCUGGUGGUUGGUCUAUCGGUGCUGCUGUUUCGUUCUCGGUGGCUGGAGGGUUGAGUGAUGUUUUUGGAAGAAGAUGGGUGUUGUUGAGUGGUCAGACUAUCAUCUUGAUCGUUUGUGCUCUUGCUGAGAGUACUCUUCGAAUCGUCGCCGGAACUACGCUGGUUGGCUUCGGCGCUGGUGUCAUCAUGGUAUCUUAUCCUGGUAUCAGUGAGCUUCUUCCCAACAAGUACAGAGGUAUCGGCAUCGGAUGGACCGAAUUCUGCAUCUGCAUCCCCUGGGGCUCCCUCAGCGGUCUUAUCGCCACUCAACUCUACCUCAAGGCAACUUGGAGAUGGUGCUACUAUAUCACUAUCAUUUACGCAACCAUCUGUCUCAUCGGCACCUUCAUAUGCUACUUCCCUCCAUCCCGUCCACAGCAUGACUUUGAGAAGACACGUUGGCAGCAGGUCAAGGAGUUGGACUACGUUGGACUCCUCCUUUUCGCUACUGGUCUUACCAUCUUUCUCAUUGGAGUCACUUUCCUCGGUGCUGCUCACAGAUCUACCGCACUUGUCGCAUCGACUAUAUCCAUUGGUGCCUGUGUCUUUAUCGGCGCUUUCAUCUACGACUUUACUAUCCCAAAAAAGCCUCUCUUCCCACGCAAGCUAUUCCGCAUGUACAGAGAGUUCACGGUCUAUCUUGUUAUCCUCUUUGUCUGUGGUAUGAUCUGGCAGGCCAUGGUCACGCUGGGCAACCAGGGUACUCUAUUCAUGUUCACAAAUGAUCUCGUCGAAAUAGGCUACAUCUCCAUUCCGGCGAACAUGUCGGGUGUCAUCGGAGGUUGGAUCAUGCCUACUCUUGUGCACAAGAUCAAGCAUAUUCGGUACCAGUUCCUGUUCGCGCUUCUCCUUCAAACUGUUUUCACGGCAUCAUACGCCACUGUUAUUCCUCACAAUAAGACCGGUUGGAUGCUUUUGCCCAUGUUCGGCCAAGCAUGCUUCACUUGGCUUACAGUCUUGUCCUACGUCUCAUCUGGUCUGUUGGUCCCACAAGAAGAGCUCGGAGUCUCGGCUGGUCUUAUGGGAACUUUCCGCAGCGCUGGAGGAUCUCUCGGCAAUGCCAUGUUCAGCACAAUCGUGACAUCGAUUACUAACCGCAAUCUUGCGAAGAAUAUUGCUGGAGCAGCCAUGGGUGCUGGGUACUCAGCGAAGGACUUACCAGCUCUGAUCCCAGCGGUGAUUCAGAAUGCGGUUGGUGUGCCUUUCGCCUUGGCCAAGGUGCCAGGUGUUACUGAACCUGUUCUUCAGGCGACUACUGCCGCGUUCAAGAACACUUAUGCAACGGCGUUCAAGACUGUGUUUUUGUCUACCAUUCCGCUUGGUGUGGUCGCCAUGGUGGCAGCGGCAUUCAUUCACGACCCGAGUCACUUGCUUAAUAACCACGUUGCUGUUCAUCAAGAGAAGGAAGUAUUGGGGAAGAAGAACGAGGUUGAGAUGGUGAGCAAGGUUGUAGAUUAA
This is a messenger RNA of Fusarium coffeatum, 1770 nucleotides long. RefSeq lists its product as uncharacterized. NCBI's taxonomy places the organism in Eukaryota, Fungi, Ascomycota, Sordariomycetes, Hypocreales, Nectriaceae. The record is from RefSeq and is a predicted model, not a curated record. The transcript has 4 exons. Gene Ontology annotation, cellular component: membrane. The coding region runs from base 1 to 1770 and encodes 589 amino acids. Gene Ontology annotation, biological process: transmembrane transport. Gene Ontology annotation, molecular function: transmembrane transporter activity.